AUGGCUGGAGAAGGAGGUCCUAGACGCACCUUAGCUGACGCAUCUAAUGUGAUUGGUCCUCAAAGCUUCAAUAGUAUUGCAAUGCCUAGGGACAACACAUUAAAUAUGGUGAUGAAUCCUGUGUUGAUCCAUCUGGUACAGAGCAACCAAUUUCAUGGACUAUCAAAUGAAAGUCCAUAUGAUCAUCUUACAACCUUCAACGAGAUAUGCAAUACAGUGAAGAUCAAUGGAUUGCCAGAUGAUAGGAUCAAACUUAACUUGUUUCCUUUUUCAUUGGGAAGCAAUUCUAAGCUUUGGUUGAAUUCUUUCCCAGAAGGAACUUUUACUACCUGGGAGGUUGUGGUGAAUAAAUUCUUGAGCAAAUACUUUCCACAAUCCAAGAUCAACAAGGGAAAGAUGGAAAUUUCCUCAUUUAGACAGGGCAUGGAGGAGACUCUUGAUGCUGUAGCUAGAGGCAACAUCAAGAUAAAGACUGCUGAUGAAGCUUAUAAAUUGCCAGAAGAUAUGGCGGUCAAUGAGAAUGAGACUCUCAAUGAGAGGGGCGUGAUUGCUCAGAAAAGAGGAGUUCUCCAAUUGCCCACUAAGGAUGCACUGCUAGCUCAAAAUAAACUUCUCUCUCAACAACUAGAUAAUUUGUCAAAGAUCAUUGCUCAACUACCGAAGGAGAUGAGGAAUGUUUCUCAAGCUCAACAACCACUGUGUGACUUUUGUGGUGGUGACCAUGUAAAUGGUCAAUGUGCCUUUCCUGAAGAGGCACAAGAAGAGGCUAAUUAUAUGGGCAACCAGUUCUAG
Molecule: messenger RNA, 792 nt
Organism: Vigna radiata var. radiata (mung bean)
Lineage: Eukaryota; Viridiplantae; Streptophyta; Magnoliopsida; Fabales; Fabaceae
Exons: 2
Coding region: 1-792 (263 amino acids)
Source: RefSeq, a predicted model, not a curated record